Podospora anserina S mat+ is the source of this 456-nucleotide messenger RNA. RefSeq lists its product as uncharacterized. The transcript has 2 exons. Bases 1 to 456 code for a protein of 151 amino acids. NCBI's taxonomy places the organism in Eukaryota, Fungi, Ascomycota, Sordariomycetes, Sordariales, Podosporaceae. Gene Ontology annotation, cellular component: phagophore assembly site membrane; cytoplasm; Atg12-Atg5-Atg16 complex. Gene Ontology annotation, biological process: autophagy of mitochondrion; autophagosome assembly; C-terminal protein lipidation. The record is from RefSeq and is a predicted model, not a curated record.
AUGGCAUCCUCACCUUCACCCUCCCGCCCGACAGCGGACGACACCAAUACAUCACCACCGGCAUCCCCUGUUUUGGAAGGUCGUGACUCUCCGGAUCUGCCCCUUACCAUGACAGCAUCCACAGUUCUAAUGACCCUGCCCCGUGAUGCCACAACUGCCCUCGCCGCUGCCGGAGCCUUCCCUCAGGAGAAAGUCAUCGUGCGUUUCCGGCCUGUCGGAGCAGCCCCGGCCGUACCUCGAGAGCAGGUCAAGGUUUCCAGCAGCUACAAGUUUGAGAGUGUUGUAGCCCAUCUGAGGAGAUCUCUCAAGGUCAGGGAUACAGACAGUGUGUUUCUCUACAUUAACAGCACCUUUGCCCCGUCACUAGACGAGGUAGUGGGCAACCUAUGGAGGUGCUUCAAAGACUCGGAAAACAGACUGAAUGUGUCCUACUCGAUUACUCCUGCGUUUGGAUAG